Cherax quadricarinatus is the source of this 4751-nucleotide messenger RNA. Its product is annotated as transcription factor Sp9. The record is from RefSeq and is a predicted model, not a curated record. NCBI's taxonomy places the organism in Eukaryota, Metazoa, Arthropoda, Malacostraca, Decapoda, Parastacidae. Gene Ontology annotation, biological process: regulation of transcription by RNA polymerase II. Gene Ontology annotation, molecular function: DNA-binding transcription factor activity, RNA polymerase II-specific; RNA polymerase II cis-regulatory region sequence-specific DNA binding.
AUUUUUCCACAGUGUUUGUUCUGUAUAUUGUGAUAUCACAUGUUUACUGUGAUCUUACUGCGACAGUGUGUGAUAACUUAUACAUAAACUAAGUGAUUGAGAUACAUGGUAUAUCAACUGAUUGACUGGGAUAAACAAUAGUCAAACAAGGACCUGGGAUAAAGGUUGCACAAAGUAACUGGGAUAAAGAAUACACAAGUGACGGAUAAAGAAUACACAAAUGAGUGGGUUAAAGAAUAAGCAAGUGACUGGUAUAAAAGAUACACAAAGGAACUGGGAUAAAGAUACACAGAGUGACUGGGAUAAAGAAUACACAAAGUAACGGAUGAAGAAUACACAAAGUAACUGGGAUAAAGAAUUCACAAAGUGACUGGGAUAAAGAAUACACAAAGUAACUGGGAUAAAGAAUACACAAAGUGACUGGGAUAAAGAAUAGACAAAGUGACUAGGAUAAAGGAUAUGUGAACUGAGUGGCUGAUAAAGGAUAUAAGAGAUAAUGGAUAUACUGUACUGAGUGACUGGAUUAAAUGAUAUACAGAGUGACUUAAAGGGUAUACAGUAACUGGUAUAAAUCAUCCACGAUCCAAGAGACUGGAUAAUCGAUACAUAGCAGCAGAGGUGAGAGAGCACCAAGGGGCUCAGAUCAUCACUGCAAAUGGCCAGACUUAUUCAGUGAUGCCCCAGGCUCAAAUGCAAACAGUCACCAUUGAUGGACAAGAAGCUAUCUAUAUACCAGCAUCUGUCCAGCAUGCUCCUGCCACACAGCAGAUACAGUUAACAGGAAACCAGGCAAUAUUUACCCCAACAGGACAGAUCAUAAGAGCACAAAACAUCAUCCAGAAUGUGCAGAGUGUUGGCCAAGUAGGAACGUAUUUCCAGCCAAUUACUGUUGGUGGGGUGCGAGCUACAUCUGGCACGGGUGCAGGAACAGGCCAAGCAACUGCCACACAAGCACAAGUGAGCCAGAUGGCCACACAGGUGAUGCAGUCGGGGGUGGCUGGUGUACCCCAGGCUACCAUCCCUGUCCAGAUUCCCAUAUCAACAGCUGGAGGCCAGACUGUUCUACAGACUAUUCCCUUUCCUGUACAGAUUCCUGUCCUCCCAAAUGUUGUACAAGCUAAUGGCCAGACAUUACAGGUUAUGCCACAGCUGGCACAGGUGCAGACUCAGCCCCAGAUUGCACAAAUUCUACUUCCCAAUGGGCAGGUGCAGCAAGUGCAGAUGUUGUGGGGUAGUGCUUCAGGCAUGAUGUCUCUUGGGUCUGCCAGUCUGGGGUCUGCUGCUGCUAUGACCCAGCUGGCAACAUCCCAACCUAUCACCACAUCUACCUGGGCUACAAACACUAUCUCAACACCAUCUGUGGCUAUACCAACUGUCCAUACUAAUACAACUAGCAAUGCUGCUGCUGCUGAAAACAAGCAACAAACAGCACAGCAGGCAUCUUCCGGAGGCACUGCAAGCAUAACUGCAACGAGCCCUUCACAGGUGGUAGGCCCAGGAGCAAGCAUAACAGUUUCAAAUACCUCACAGCUGUUACCACAAGGCAUCACAGUAUCCCCACAAUUGCCAGGGUCAGUAGGUGGUGGAGGCGUGACAGUAGUACCAGUGAGUCAGUCACAGCUGCGGACUGCUGCACCAACUGCUGUGGCUGCCCAGCAGAAUACCAUCCAGAUCCCUCAAAUACAAGUUGUUCAACCUAUGUUUCAACAUAUUCCUGGUAUUGGACAGGUGCAGGUGUUAUCUCCCUCAUCAUUACAGACACUCACAUCAUCCUUAGCAGGAGCAUCACAACCCAUCUCUGUGUCCACUUUGAAUGCUGUUCCUACGUCGACUACUCAGCCUGUCACUAGUGCUAUACCCACACAAAUAUUACCAGGAGGAGCACAAAUAAUCAGUGCCAGUGGAUUUCAGGGAGAGAGUGAUGGAGCCAAAUGGGUUGUUUCAACAGGAGGGCAAGUUAAUCAGACCCAGGUAGUUCCACAGCCAGCACAUUCACCCACCAGUGAUACAAGCAAGACAAGACUACGCCGCGUGGCAUGCACAUGUCCAAAUUGCAAAGAUGGUGACCGUGGGGGAGACAACAAAAAGAAAGUUCAUGUCUGUCAUAUUCCUGGCUGUAAUAAAAUGUAUGGCAAAACGUCACAUCUAAGAGCUCAUCUUAGGUGGCACUCAGGAGAGCGGCCAUUCAGAUGCUCUUGGCUUUUCUGCAAUAAAAGGUUCACUCGCUCAGAUGAGCUGCAGAGACACAAACGCACACAUACGGGUGAAAAGCGGUUUCACUGUCCAGAGUGUCAGAAGCGUUUUAUGCGUUCUGACCAUCUUUCAAAACAUGUUAAAACUCAUACAAAACAGAAGGUGAUGGUGAGUAGUUGGGAUGUUUUGCCAAAUGUUUUCGCGUCAGUCAGUCGCUCGUUUGCUGGUACCAAGAAAACUAUAAAUCCACCAAAACCCACUCAUCAAACGAAUAUUUCCAACCCAACAGUGUCUUCAGACAGUAGCAACUCUUCAGAUGCUGGGGAAAAAAUGCUCAUCACUAUUCCAGACCAGUCUGUUGAUCCACUUCACAUCUCCACUGAUGACGUGCCUACCAACGUUCCUCAACCACAGUGAUCUUUUAGGUUGUGUCAUUUUGUAACUAAUAAUUAUCAAGAUUGUCCUCCCUAAGCAACAUUGCAUGACUAGAUACUGGCAAUAGCCGGCCUUAUUUUAAAUUGUUUUCUCAGUGUAAGUGUUAUCCACAACACAAAAUAGUCCAAAGUAAUUCUCUAGCAUCUGGUUCAAGUGUUGUUCUGGAUCUUUUAACACUUAAUGGUGUAGAAGUCUGCAGAUGAAUUGUUUGGGGAAAAUUAUGAAUACAUCAUCCUGUAAUGACUGCAGGAAAUGGUACUUGUGAUAGAUUAAAAUAUGGAUAAGGUGUGCAAUGAUUUCCUGAUCUCAUUCAUCUCCAAGAUGAUUAUGAUCACAGUGGAAUAAUUGUCAAUGUAUUUAUGAAAUACAAUAUGUAUAUAUUUUGUAUCAGAUUUGAAACUAAAUAAGAAUAAUUUUUUAAUUAUUUAUCAGGAAUGGGAUGUAUCCCAGUUAUCAAAUAUACCAUUAAUUAAAUGCGUGAUAUACUUAUAUUUAGAAGUUCACCAUAAUGGUGUUGAGUGAUUACUGAAAAUUGUUUAAUAGCAGGCCUCUGUUGUAAUCUGAAUCAUUAACAAAUAGUAAUAUAUGAUGUUGUAUUAUCCAAAGUGAAUGUUGCAUAAAAUCUGAGGAUGCUAGCAUAGCACCCUUCCAACACUGCCCAUAAUGACCAAUGAUUUUAGCAUGUUAGCUAUCAUUACCUGUGUCUAUGUAAGUCUGCGCACAGCUUUGCUCAAUUCAGAGGACAGCGCUGAAUGACCCACAUGGGUUUAGCGUCUCUUAGUAAAUAUUAUAAUAAUAAUAAUCUAGGCCAAGAGUCAUUCGUAAAAAGUUUGUCUUAUUACACAGAUGUUCCUUAAUUUUCAAAAAACUAUAAAAAGUUACCAGUAAUGUCAUAGUGUGAUUUUUCUUCUGGGACUUUUAGCAAUAUCUACUCCAGUAGAAUGUCAGAUAUUUUAUAUUUCACUUUUUAUAAUAAAUUCAACAUCACUACAUUACACAACAGAAUAUUAAGCCUAUCUUUGACAAUCAUUUUGUUUUUAUCUGAAUUAUAAUGAUUGUGAAAUUUAAAUAAUACUAUGUCUACUAUUUUUAUAAAAGCAAAGACAGCAAUUGAAUGAAUGAUGAGUCACCCUUCCUUGGUGGGAGAUGGCUGUUGCAGUAAAAAAAAGGCCAAGAGGCAGAUGUUGCAAAUGUAUGGAAUGGGAGGUAGGUUACUACAAGUUUUUAUUCAAAAAGUGAGGCUCAGGUUAUGUAGGAGGGAGGGGAUGACUUUUCCAAUGGAAGAGGACUUGGACAGGGAUGUGUGAUGUCUCCAUAAUUGUUUUAACAUAUUUAUAAAUGGGAUUGUGAAAAGUGAAUGAUAGGGUGUUAGGUAGAACUCUGGGAUUAAAAGAUGUUAGGCCUGAUAAAAAGUGAGAGCUUUCACAGUUGCCCUUUGCUGAUGACACUUCUUUUGGAGGACUGUGAAGACAAGUUGCAAAGAUUAGUGGAUGAAUUUGGGAAGGUACAUUAUAUAAAAGGAAAUUAAAAGUGAACAUAGAAAAGAUCAAGGUAAUGAGGGUAACAGAAAAUCUAGGCAGUGAUAGGUUAUCAGAUUGGAAGGGAAGGAGGUUAAAUAACAGAGUGGAGAGAGGGAAGUACAUGAAUCUAGUACAAAAUGGGAGUUAUUACAGUUGCACUUUCCUGAUGAUGCAGUUCUUUCGGUGGAGGAUUCUAAAAACAAGUUACAAAGGUUGAUGGAUGAAUUUGGGAGGGUAUGUAAAAAGGAAAUUAAAAGUGAACAUAUAAAAGAGGAAGGUGAUGAGAACAAAAAGUUUUGGUAAUGAUAGAUUAAAUAUUGAAGUGGAGGGAAGAGGUAUGGAAGAAAUGAAUGCAUUUAGCUAUCUGGGAGUAGACAUAUCAGCAGAUGGGUCUAUUAAGAAUGAGGUGACCCAUAGAAUAGAUGAAGGAAAAAGGGUAGGUGGAGUGUCAAGGCAUCUGUGAAAAGAAAAGUUUAUGGAAGCAAGAGGAAUGUAACUGAGUACAGUGAUACCAACACUUAUGGGUGUAAAGCAUGAGUUUUGAAUGCUACAGUAAGGAGGAGGUUAGAUGAAGUGGAGAUGCAGUAUUUGAGAGUAGUGUGU